AUGCCGCUGGUGAAGAGGAACAUCGAGCCCCGUCACCUCUGCCGAGGGGAGCUCCCCGACGGCAUCGGCAGCGAGCUCGAGUGUGUGAUGAACAACACGCUCUCUGCCAUCAUCCGUCAGCUCAGCAGCCUGAGUAAACACGCGGAGGACAUAUUUGGCGAGCUGUUCAACGAGGCCAAUACCUUCUAUCUGCGUGCCAACUCUCUCCAGGACCGCAUCGACCGGCUGGCCGUCAAGGUCACACAGCUGGACUCCACCGUGGAAGAAGUUUCCCUACAAGAUAUCAACAUGAGGAAAGCUUUCAAGAGCUCCACCACUCAGGACCAGCAGGUGGUGUCCAAGAGCAGCGUGCCCAAUCCUGUCCGAGAGAUGUACAAUCUGAGUGACAAGCCUCCGCCUCUCAACAUCCUCUCAUCCUAUAGGGAUGACCACAAGGAAGCACUUAAAUUCUACACGGAUCCGUCCUACUUCUUCGACCUGUGGAAGGAGAAGAUGCUGCAGGACACGGAGGAUAAGAGGAAAGAGAAGAGGAAGCAGAAGGAGCAGAGGCGCUGUGUGGAUGGGACGUUACAGAGGGAGGUAAAGAAGGUCCGAAAGGCAAGGAACCGUCGGCAGGAGUGGAACAUGAUGGCUCUGGAUAAAGAGCUGAGGCCGGACCAUCGACACACCAUACACAGAGACAGAGGGGCUUCCUCCGAGGGCUCAAUGUCACCGGAGAAUAGGGGUCACGGUCUCGAUCCGCACCAUUACCCCAACUCCAUGAACCAUGCCGGCCACGCCCACACAUACUCCGGCCCGCCGCCCAGCAUCCUGGCUGCCCAGAUGGCUGCAGGACACGGCCCCCGUGGAGGAGGCGAACAUGAUGGUAGAGGAAGGACUAUGAUGGCCUAUCAGGGUGGGACACUGGGACGUUCUCACCACCAACAAGUCCCGCUGCCUCCCCCACCCACUGAGGCUAUGAACGGUGGCUCCAUGUCCCUUCCACCAAUGGACUACAGCAUGGACGGCUAUGCCAACACCGGCCCACCUCCCCCACCCCCAGCUCCUCUCAUUCCUUCUGCCCAAACUGCGUUCGCCUCACCGCCCGGAGGUCCCAUGUCUCCCGGAGCAAUGGCUGGCGCUGGCGGCUACGCUCCGCCUCCACCACCUGUAUCUGGAGCCCAUGCAGCUCCACCUCCCCCCGGGCCUCCACCUCCUCCCCUUACAGCUGGUGCCUCCCACUUCACAGUCCACAAGCUGACCUCCUCCUCUGCUCCUGCUGAGACCACAGUGGUCAACGAUGCCCGCAGCGAUCUGCUGGCUGCUAUACGUAUGGGCAUCCAGCUGAAGAAGGUGCAGGAGCAACAGGAGCAGCAGGCGAAGAGGGAGCCGGUUGGCAACGACGUGGCCACCAUCCUGUCGCGACGCAUUGCUGUGGAAUAUUCCGACUCCGAAGACGACUCCGAGUUAGAGGAGAACGACUGGUCGGAUUAACAUAACAAUUAAAAAAACAAACAAGGAUAGACCACUGAAGAUACACGCACACAUUAUAAGACACACUCACUUGAAAGAAUGCCCACUGUACCACACCCACAAGUUAUCACAGACUUUGUUGCUGAAAACACACACACACACACCUACACUCUAUCACAUGCUGUAGGUUGAUAUAAGCUGAAUGGUCCAAAACUGGAAAAUCUGGGGGUGUAUUCAAGAUGCAUAAACACUGUAAAGACACUAGUAAUAUACUGUAAUGCUGACCACUCUCUGAAACAUUAACAUUGAGUUUAGAAAUAUAUCUCAGAGCAUUGUGAAUACACCCCGGUGGCUGUUUCUCUACCUGUUAUAACACUAUAGACACCCUGUGAAGGUGCUUAAUUCAUGUAUAGUCAAAGCUUGGGAGUGUUAGAAGAAAUAGAAACCUUCCUCUUGAGCUAACCAAUGUACCUGUCUUUUUAAAAAAAAUGUUUUUACUGAAACACUCGCUGUAGAUUACGAUGGUGAGUUUUUAACACGACGAUAGCUGAAAGUGAAGAAACGGACGAGCUCAGUGGAGGCUGCUGUCGAUAAUAAUAA
Larimichthys crocea (large yellow croaker) is the source of this 2052-nucleotide messenger RNA. It is a transcript of the gene wasf3b, whose product is annotated as WASP family member 3b. Gene Ontology annotation, cellular component: SCAR complex; cytoskeleton. Gene Ontology annotation, biological process: positive regulation of Arp2/3 complex-mediated actin nucleation; actin cytoskeleton organization. The transcript is spliced from 8 exons. The record is from RefSeq and is a predicted model, not a curated record. Bases 1 to 1473 code for a protein of 490 amino acids. NCBI's taxonomy places the organism in Eukaryota, Metazoa, Chordata, Actinopteri, Sciaenidae. Gene Ontology annotation, molecular function: Arp2/3 complex binding; protein kinase A regulatory subunit binding; actin binding.